Bactrocera tryoni is the source of this 2143-nucleotide messenger RNA. Its product is annotated as glomulin. The transcript has a single exon. Gene Ontology annotation, molecular function: ubiquitin-protein transferase inhibitor activity. The record is from RefSeq and is a predicted model, not a curated record. Lineage: Eukaryota; Metazoa; Arthropoda; Insecta; Diptera; Tephritidae. Gene Ontology annotation, cellular component: cytoplasm. Bases 190 to 2088 code for a protein of 632 amino acids.
AUUGACAAACGCUGUCAAAUUAGACUGAGAACAGUUCUUAUGCACUCAGCUGUGCUAACAAAAUUUAUAUUUGCGAAUCAGAAAUACUUAAAAGUAAUCGUUUUAUAAAUUAAAUAAAUGUCAAUUAAAUUCAGUUCGACAUAAAGUAUUUGAAAUUACCAAGUUGAAGGCGUUUUAAAGAGAAGCCAUAUGGAGUAUUUGUUCGAGCACCAACAGUUGACAAGUGACAAGCCGGCUGUCCAGAUGGGUGCCACAAAUUUGGUUGAACUCGUAAAGCAACUUAUUAAAGAGAAACAAUAUGAUGGCGUUGCUUUAUUAUUUACCAGCGAGACGGAAUCUGAGCGUAAUGUGGACUGCCUUAAAACUGUUGGUAUUGAUCUGUUCCAUGAUGUUUGCAUACCCAAUCUCACAACGCAAGUUCACGAAGAACAACUUCCGUUAUACAAUUGUGCAGAGGAAUUAUUAUAUUUAAUUGCAACCUACGGGCCGAUGGAGGAACUAUUGCUAGAGCUGUUAGAACUUAUUGAAGAACAGAAAUCAGAAUAUGUAUUCUCUUCAUCAUUGCGUGCCUUACAAGAGGUGUUACUGCGAAUGGGUGAAAGAAAACCGCAAGCACUUGAAUGGAGUUUAAAUUCUAUACACACGCGUAUCGAAGGAUUACCACUGCCGAAAUAUCUGCAGGAAGGCUAUGACAAAAAACAAGGGCGACUACUUGAGCAAAAUGCGGAAAUUGAAAAAUUAUUGAUGCAUUAUAUCACAUUAAAUCUGUUCUACGAACCACUAUUAAAUGAUGUGCUCUCAAAGCAACGUCCAGUUGAGCAACCAUUCUUCGAAACGGGUAUUAAUAGGCGUAAUGUACUUUGUUGUUUCCUAAUACAAAUGCUUGGAAAGCCAUUAGCGUUAUUAGACUUAACAGCAGAUCAACGCAGGACAAAUACAUAUACAAUACAAUGCGCUCGCAAACUAACAGAAAGUGGCACUCGUUGCUUAGUCGAUCCACUACGUCUACUUUCCGUGGGUGAGCAGCGUGUGCGUUGGAAACGUUGCUUGAAUGGCGAGAAAGGUGUACAUGAAAUGAGCUCAAACGAUAUAUUUCUAAUAGAAGAAAAAUUGCCUUUAGAGUCUUUAGCAAUUUACUUUUAUAUGGUGUUUGUUGAGGAAGUUAGUUUGAACUGUGUGCCAAAAAUUUAUUCACCACUUUACAUAUUUGAAUCAAGUUUGUAUUAUGUAAACGAAUUAUUGGCUCAUGAAGAACCACCAUUGUAUGAACGCGCACUUCUGCUGGCAAAGCGACUGUGUGGCAAACUUUCCACUACAAAGAUACCUGCUAUUUGCUUGCAACUCGACGUGCAUAAGAAUUUUUGUAAUUCUCUUUGCAACGUUGUUGGAUAUUCGUCGCAAAAUUUUCUAAGACAGAUCGGCGUUAAACUUUUGCGUCAGUAUAUAUUACAGUUUGAUGAUGAGGGUAAAUAUUUGGUUUUAAAAAAUCUGCUGCGAACUGUAGCGCACCAUGGCAUCUCUGGCUAUUUGGCUAUAUUGUAUAAAGAUCUGGUAGCAAAUGCUCUAGUUUCAGCAGAAGAGUUACCUUCAUCCUUUUCUGGCAAGGAUUUCCACACAAUCUUCUUACAAUACAUAUGCCGUUUACCUCAAGGCGCAAAAACGGACCUUAUUGAGAAUGCCGACAAGGUGAUUUCCUCGCUGAACGCUUUACGAUUCUUCGCCAUUAAAGAUCUACAAAAUCGCACGGGACUCUGGGACAUAAUGCCGGAAAUAGAGAAACAAUUCCUUGUGCCACUACGUAAAGGAUUGGAUAUAUCUGUGGCACAUUAUAAGGCCGAAUUGAAACGUGUGGAAUGUGGAUUAGAUGGCGAAGUAGAGGCAGAUCGUAAAAAUUUAGAAAUCCUCGAUAUAAAUAUAGCCAAUGCCACAACUGAAAGCGGAAAAUUGGAUACGGAGUUGACUCGUCAACGUAAAACUGAAAUACUCAAUCAAAAUUUGUGUACAUUCGAUCUGAUACGAAGCCUCCUAGGACGCACAGUUGAGUGCGUUGAGAGCGCGAACAGAAUUUCGAAGAGCGCUGUCGUCUAACGAAAUUAUUUGUAAUUGUAUUAUUUAUUAAAAAAAAAAAUUAAAAUAAAACUAA